Fusarium vanettenii 77-13-4 is the source of this 378-nucleotide messenger RNA. RefSeq lists its product as uncharacterized. The transcript has a single exon. Gene Ontology annotation, cellular component: extracellular region. The coding region runs from base 1 to 378 and encodes 125 amino acids. The record is from RefSeq and is a predicted model, not a curated record. NCBI's taxonomy places the organism in Eukaryota, Fungi, Ascomycota, Sordariomycetes, Hypocreales, Nectriaceae.
AUGCUCCAGUCAGCCACCGCCAAGGGAAUCAACUGCGAUGGCAGCGCCCUCUGCGGCGACCAAAAGGGCUUCCUCGACAAGGUUUCCGACUUCGUCACCGACAACAUCAACGGCGUUGACCCCAACUACCACUUCUCUAAUGGCGAGCGCAUUGCCUGUGCCGGCCACAUUUGUGCCUUCCUGCAAAAAACGUCUAAUGGUGCUUCGGGCCAAGAGGUCAGGGAGGCUAUCCUGAGGUUGAAGAACCACGGGUGCAAGGGCUGUGGCUCAGCUCCAUUCAUUGAUAAUGAUGUUGAUAAGGGAGAGCCUACUGCGAACUAUGUUACGAGCACUUGUGAUGAUGGCGUGUGCAACGGUGCCCUUAACCCCAAGAAAUGA